UUCUCUUUCUUUUUCUCUGUCUCUCUGAUGUGCAGUCUCUCUAGCUCGCUCGGGACACUUGGCUCUCUCCACCUACUGUGCACAUCCGCUGUGCACAGCUCUACCCUCUCUCUCUAUUUCUCUCUCUCUCUCCCCUUUUCCUCUGUGUGCUUUCCCUCUCCUCUCAGUGUCUCUCUGGGUCUGCGUUACACUGACUCCUCCCGCCUGUGACUCGCCAUCCCUGCUUCUCUUGCCUGUUUCCCCUCCCUCUCCCUCUCUCUCUCUCUAUCUCUCUCUCCCUCUCUCACACUCCCUCACUCUCUCUCUCUCCAGGCUGCGCCUCAUUGGUGUGUCCUGAUUCCCUUUUUCCAUUAGGCUCCAGGCCCAUUGGUCGCCUGCCUCCCAACCAUUAUCUCCAGUCCUCCACCCCUCUGUCAUCCUUUCUCCCAUCGCUCUCCCUCCUCCCCUCAUUCCCAGUCAUCUCGCAAGUCGUAAAAAUGAUUUGCAUGCAGGAGGAGAGCAGAACUUUGCAGUGAACGCAGUAAGUGAUCGCGGAGAGAAGUAAAGGAAAGACUGAAAGGGGGACAGGGAGCGGAUUCGGGAGAGCAGGAGGAAAAGUUUACAGAGAAGACUGCAGUUGAAAAUGACUUUGGAGGAGACACGGUGAGCUGUUUCUGUCCGGCUGAGCAUCAUUCAGGCACAGUGGAAGCAGAGGUCUGGACCAAAGAGUCAGUGUCAACCGCAAACAACUUCAGAUGGAGCUGGAUGCAGACGAUAAGCGCCAUCGAACACGCUCUAAAGUGCCUGUGGAUCCAGCGUUAACAGAGCUUUUCAGUGUGUAUGGCUGCCCUGUGGCCAAGAAGAGAAAGAGUCUAGACAGACAAACCCUGGAAACCUCCCCCAAGAGGAGCAGCUACCUAGAUGACAUGGACAACUCCACAAUGGAGGAGUGCUACGAGACAGAUGGAACGGAAGAGAUGGACGACAGGGGGGGAGAGGAGGAGGAAGGAGCUGUAGAGGAGGAGGAGGAAGAGGGGGAAGUGGAGGAGGAAGAGGGGGAGGUGGAAGGCUACAUGGACUACAACAUGGAGCAAGUGGAGCACGAAGAUGGGGAGGUGGAUAGAGGAGAUGGAGAAGAGGAGGAAGAGGAAGAAGAGGAGGUAGAGGUGGAGCAAGAAGAAGAGGAGGAGGAGGAGGAGGAGGAGGAGGAUGAGGAGAGGGUGGACGAGGCAGAAGAGGAGGAGGAAGCAGUAGAGGAAGUGGACUAUGAAGAGGGAGAGGAGGAGGAGGAAGGAGAGCAGAGUCAAGGGCAAGAGGACGAUCAGAUGAGCAGCAGCGAGGGGGGCGAUGGUGGAGGUGGUGGUAGCAAUGCCAAGUCUGGCCUGACUACGGACAAGGACAACAACAACAACGCAGAGUAUGAAAACUACGAUGAACUCGUGGCCAAGUCGCUCUUAAACCUGGGCAAGAUCGCAGAAGAUGCCGCCAACCGGGCCUUGACGGAAUCUGAGAUGAACAGCAACUCCUCUAACAGUGCUGAGGAGGAGGAGGAAGAGGAGGACGACGACGACGAAGACGAAGACGAAGAGGAGGAGGAAGAUGAAGAAGAGGAGGAGGAAGAGGAUGAAGAAGAUGAGGGUGAAGGGGAUGAAACACAGAGGGGUGAUCUAAGUUUGGACAUUGACAGUGACGUAGUUCGGGAGACAGUGGACUCCCUUAAACUGCUGGCACAAGGUCACGGUGCAGUGUUGUCUGACAAUUUAGAUGGACAGGAGUUUGAGGAUGGUAUCACUGAGAAUGGGGGCGACACCGACUGUGCCCACAAUGGGGCACACAAGGGUGGUCAUGGACAAGUUAAGACCACCAGUAAUGGACAAACAGAGAACAGUGAUGAGGAAGUGUGUUUAAGCAGUCUGGAGUGCCUGCGGAACCAAUGUUUUGACCUGGCUCGGAAGCUAAGCGAAACAAAGUCCACUGACCGAAAUGGACUAUCCCAGCAAAAUCAUUUUCCCUGCGGGGAUCCCAAUCAACAGCCCCAGCACCAUGGCUAUGGCGAUUUCCACCAUAGUCAAGAUGACCGCCGGACACUCGACAGGAACUAUUCCGACAUGGACAAUCUCAUGAAGCUGGAGGAGCAGCUGAGCCCCCGCUCCAAAGCGUUCUCCAAUUGUGCGCAGGAUGACCGAUAUCACACCAACCACCGGGACUUUGAUGAGGAUACUGCCUCAGUGACGUCAGACCACUCAGAAGAAGUGUUUGACAUGACGAAGGGUAACCUCUCGCUACUGGAGAAGGCCAUUGCACUAGAGUCAGAACGCGCCAAGGCAAUGCGAGAUAAAAUGGCAGCUGAGGCGGCCAGGAGAGAUGGGGUGAGGUAUAACCAUGAAGACCAUGGCCCACGGCACGGCUAUGGUGUUGAGCGUAAAGCCCGCCUUCCUGAUGGUAUGAAGAAGCCUUUCUACCAUAAAGAUGCUUCUCGUGCGGACAAGAAGGAAAGUCGGUGUCCGACACCUGGCUGUGAUGGCACCGGUCACGUGACUGGCUUGUACCCACACCAUCGGAGCCUGUCUGGCUGUCCGCACAAAGACAGGGUGCCGCCAGAAAUUGUGGCAAUGUAUGAGAAUGUUCUUAAGUGUCCUACGCCUGGCUGCACGGGACGCGGCCAUGUCAAUAGCAACAGAAACUCCCACAGAAGUCUGUCCGGAUGUCCCAUCGCUGCAGCCGAGAAGCUGGCCAAAGUCCAGGAGAAGCACCAGACCUGUGACGGCCCCAAGUCCAACCAGGCCUCUGACCGAGUCUUAAGGCCUAUGUGCUUUGUCAAACAACUGGACUAUCCACAGUAUGGUUACAAGAACAAUGUCUCCACCAGCACGCCCCGCUCCAACCUGGCCAAGGAGCUGGAGAAGUACUCCAAGACCAGCUUCGACUACAGCGCCUUCGAUGGCAGCAACAACCACCAAGUGUACGGGAAACGGGCCAUCGCACCCAAGGUGCACGGACAAAGGGACACCUCCCCAAAGGGAUACGACGCCAAACGUUACUGCAAGAACUCCAGCUCGGCCAGCAGCACCACCAGCACCUACGCUCCCAGCAGCAGCAGCAGCAGCCUGAGCUGCGGAGGUGGGGGAGGGGGCGCGGGAGGACGGGGCGGGGGCAGCAGCGCCAGCAGCACCUGCAGCAAGAGCAGCUUCGACUACAGUCACGACAUGGAGGCCGCCCACAUGGCGGCCACGGCCAUCCUCAACCUGUCCACGCGCUGCAGGGAGAUGCCCCACGGCAUGGGCGGGAAGCCCCAGGACCUGUGCUCGCAGAGUCCUGGUCUAGAUGUUGAUGAGAACGGCACGCUGGACCUGAGUAUGAGCAAGCGCCUGUGCGGCGGCGGCGGUGGUGGUGGAGGAGGGGACUCUGUCCUCACCCCUCUAGAGCCCAUGUCCCCCCAGAGACAAGCUGCCCUGUUGGGCUCGCGCUGCUACGGCAUGGGGGAUGCCGCUGACUGCUGGGACCUGCCAGUAGACUACACCAAGAUCAAACACAUAGAUGAGGACGAGAAAGAGCCGGAUGACCUGGAUCCCUUCCACGACCUGCUGGACGACCGCUCCUACACCACAGACAUUAACAUGCCCAGCCCCAAGCCCAAGUACCUCCAGUGCAAGGAGAGUAAGAAGGACCUGAUCACUCUCUCAGGUUGCCCUUUAGCCGAUAAAAGCAUUCGAAGUAUGCUGGCAAACAACGCGCAAGAGCUCAAGUGCCCGACACCAGGGUGCGAUGGUUCCGGACAUAUCACUGGCAACUACGCCUCACACAGAAGUCUCUCAGGGUGUCCUCGGGCCAGGAAAAGUGGGAUAAAGAUCAUCCACAGUAAAGAGAACAAGGAGGACCAGGAGCCUAUCAGGUGUCCAGUCCCAGGUUGCGAUGGUCAGGGACAUGUGACCGGGAAGUAUGCAUCCCACAGAAGUGCAUCUGGAUGCCCCAUAGCAGCCAAGAGACAAAAGGAUGGCUAUCUGAACGGCAUUCAGUUCACAUGGAAGUCUGGCAAGACGGAGGGCAUGUCCUGCCCGACGCCCGGCUGUGAUGGCUCGGGUCACGUCAGCGGCAGCUUCCUGACACAUCGGAGUUUGUCGGGUUGUCCACGUGCCACCUCCGCCAUGAGGAAAGCACGGCUCUCUGGAGUGGAAAUGCUCACGAUAAAGCAGCAACGUGCCAGUAACGGGCUGGAGCAUGAAGAGGAGAUCAAGCAGCUGGAUGACGAAAUCAAAGAUUUAGGUGAAUCCAAUUCACAAGUAGAAGCCGACAUGAUUAAACUGAGAACGCAGAUUACAACAAUGGAGUCCAGCCUGAAGUCCAUAGAGGAGGAAAACAAGAAACCUCUGGCACACAAAGAGCCUCCGCUGAGGAAUAACAGCUGCUUACAGUUGCACCAGCAAGAGCCAAUAAGCGAGCAGAACUUUGACGCCUAUGUGACCACUCUAACGGAUAUCUACACGAAUCAAGACCAGUACCAGAGCCCAGAAAACAAAGCCCUGUUGGAAAACAUCAAGCAAGCUGUCCAAGGGAUCCAAGUGUAGCCAUCAAGUAAAGGGGGAUUUUUGUUCCCCCGUGUGGUUGGUGCAUCAAAUCCACAGACAAACAGGCAGUGGGGGUUUUAGCUCAUCGGUUCGGUGCAGUAUCUUAUAUAGUGUUAUAUAUUCUAAAUUCUGCUCUCUUAAAAAAAGAGGUACGAUGCUUGGAAAGACCUCAAGAUCAUUUAUUUCCGUCUUUCUUUUCUUUUUGGGUCUUGCUUUAAGGAAGAACAUUAAAAGAGUGAACCGCAAAAUAAUUUUUGAGGACAUUCACAUUUUGUACGUUUUCAUAUGAGCUGACAUAGUGUCAUGUAAUGUUUCUAGCUGCUCAUUUAUGCACAUUUUUAGUGUAUAUUUCUGAACAGUAAGCUAAUGAUAACAGAACGCGAGUUCUUUUUAUCAUUUGACAACAAAGCAUUUUAGAUGAAAAAAAAUGGACAGUGAAAUAAAAAUGAAAAGACUACAUGCAAGGAGGAACCUAGUUAUUUUUCUGCUCACUGGAUGAUUUUGGACUUGAUGAUUUUAAAUGGUUUUUUUUCUUCUCCUCCUCCUUCCUGUUCUUCUUCUUCUUCCUGCGUGUAGAUUGUUCAAGAACAAGAACUGGUUUGCAAAUUCUUUUAUUUUCUGAAAAUGCUUGAGAAAAAUUUGUGUUUUGUUUUGAUGAAAAAAAAAGAAGACGUGUAGCUGUAGGUGGGGGCAUUUUCAAUUGGUGCUGUAAAUGAAUCCGGAGGGGAAACUGACCUGAUGUUUGUAUGAAUGUAUGUAUGAACAGUUAUAUUGUAAACAUCAUUACACGGAAACCCGAUGGUGGAAUUCCCAUUAUCUAGGAGAGCCAGUUGAUUCCUAGAGGAACACAUCUGUGCGGUGCAUGCAUGUUCACAUGCUCAUCCUUAACUAAUCUCAAAUAGAAAAUGAUGUGUAAAGACAAUGACCUAGACGACAUUCUAGCCUUUCUAGUAUUAAAUCUGCUCAAUCUCGAGACCUGUGUUGCUAGGAUCAAGAAAUGUCUCAGCAAUACAAUAAUUAAAUCAUUUGUCUAUAGUAGGUACCGGAUGCAAUCUGCAAAGAAAAAAAAAGGUUGGGUAUAUGCAAUUUCUUGUUUAUAAGCAUAGCGGGGUAACGUUAAUCUUUUUAAUAUAGCCUAUGUAAAAUAUUGAUUUUUAUACAAAUCUUUUAAUACAAAAGUCUUUUUAAAAAACAGGAGGGAACCUGGACAUUGAGAUUUAAAAGGGAAAGUAUAUGAGUUCCACUUUUUUUCUGUACGAUUUUGCACAGGGACACCUUCGUUUCCAUGUUUUGAUGUUCUUACAGGAACUAAAAGCAGUACCCGAGCACCUAAAAAGGAGGGUUUCCGAGGGUUUUGUAAAGAGUAUUUAUAGAGUAUGACAGCGGGACUUACAGGGUCACUGUCCCCACUUAUGUGCCAGUAGACUAUUUGCACUUGUCCUUGAAGAUAUUAUCCUUGCGUACGGCGGCGUGCAAUUUUCCAGGGGACCUCUUUGGCACUCGAUUGGAGCGACCAACUGCUUGGAGCCACUGUAGGUGUGGAUUUAGUACCACUGAGAGAGGAGGAGGAACAGGGACUUGAAAUCAGAGAAGAGGAUGAUUAUAACUAUAGCAGUUAUAGGCUAUUAUGUAAAAACAUUAACAAUGUUCUUUCAUUUUUGCUAUGUUUUAGGAAGAUAAAGUUAUCCCCCAGCAGCACUUUAUAUCUAAUCACUGUACAAAGGGUUAAAUAGUCAAUCAAUUCAAGGUUUUUAAAAAAAAGCUGAAGUAAACAAAGGUCUAGCGAAAUGAGACCUUCGAGGGGUGAUACAGUCCAGCAUAACGCCUGUAUGCCUGACUGUGUUCACUCCUCCAUUCUAUUGUUCUAGUUGUUAGCGAUCAUAUUCAGAAUUUGCCUUUUCCGAGAGCUAAUGCAAAAGGUGCUUGUCGUUCACCUAAUUGAAUUUCAUCUAUUGUACUUUACUGUCCUCUUUCAGGACUCUACUACCCAUCAUCCAUGACUGCAUUCGCCUUUUUCCACAGCAUCGUGUCUGCAGCUUUUUGCCAAUAUAGUAAUGCUUCAGUAGAGUAAUAGCUAGUACCAGUUUUUGAAUUACUUCUCAUUAUCAGUAAAAGUGGAAAAGGGGUUUUAAAGCACAAACGGGCUGCUCAAAUCUGAAAAGAGUUAUCUGUCUAUAGGGAACACAAAACGGUUGUCGAGUAUUUAGAAUGCUGACUUUUCAUAUAAAUUAUUGUGAAUUCAUCAGAGUUUAUUAUUUUAUUUGAGCCAAUUCCUUUUGAGAUUGAUUUUAGUGACCAUUAACAAAGACAGGAUUUUGUAUAAACUAUUGUGCUCUCUGUGGAACUGAAGUUUGAUUUAUUUUUGUACUACACAGCAUGGAUUUGUUGACAUUUUAAUUUUGCUAUAAAUGUGUGAGAUCACAAGUUGCUGUGAUAUUUAAUUUAUAAAUUGUGAACUUUGUACAAUUUUUGUCAUGCUGGAUGUUGACACAUCUUAAUCUGAAUAAAGAAAAAAUGUGUUGCCAGAG
Messenger RNA from Scophthalmus maximus (turbot), 7072 nucleotides. RefSeq names its product myelin transcription factor 1-like, b (gene myt1lb). Lineage: Eukaryota; Metazoa; Chordata; Actinopteri; Pleuronectiformes; Scophthalmidae. The record is from RefSeq and is a predicted model, not a curated record. Gene Ontology annotation, cellular component: nucleus. Bases 735 to 4544 code for a protein of 1269 amino acids. Gene Ontology annotation, molecular function: DNA-binding transcription factor activity, RNA polymerase II-specific; RNA polymerase II cis-regulatory region sequence-specific DNA binding; zinc ion binding. The transcript is spliced from 22 exons. Gene Ontology annotation, biological process: regulation of transcription by RNA polymerase II.